AUGGCUCAUUCAGCUGAACCAUCAUCCUCUCUGAGCUUUACUUCAUCGCCCCAUUUAUCAAAUGGUUCAAUAAGCCACAACUUAUCGUGUUCUGGCUCCGAAUCGGUGCCAAGUCUUGAAGUCAUCAGUUUGUCCAAGCUUAGCUCUAGUUUGGAGCAGUUGUUGAUUGAUCCUGGCUGUGAUUAUAGUGAUGCUGAUAUCGUAGUUGAGGGGAUUCCUGUUGGUGUACACCGAUGUAUAUUGGCUUCUAGGAGUGGAUUUUUUCGCGAGCUAUUCAAGCGAGACAAGGGGUCUUCUGGAAAGGAGGACAGGCCAAAGUACUGUAUAAGUGAUUUUCUGCCUUAUGGUGAUGUUGGAUAUGAAGCCUUCUUGGUUUUCUUAAGCUAUGUGUAUACGGGAAAGCUUAAGCCUUCUCCCGUGGAGGUGUCAACCUGCGUUCACAAUGUAUGUGCCCAUGACGCAUGUAGACCUGCUAUCAAUUUCGUUGUGGAAUUGAUGUACGCCGCUUCCAUUUUCCAAAUGCCUGAUUUGGUUUUGAUAUUCGAGCGGCGCCUUCUUAAUUUUGUUGGGAAAGCUCUGUCAGACAAUGUUAUCCCAAUUCUCGUGGUUGCUUUCCAUUGUCAGUUGAAUCAGCUCAUCGAUCAGUGUAUAGAUAGAGUGGCACGAUCAGAUAUUGAUGACAUCUCUCUUGAGAAGGGACUUCCUGAUGAGGUUGUGAAGAAAAUCAAAAUUCUUCGCCGCAAUUAUCAGCAGGAUUCUGACCCAAACUUGCCACCUGCCGAUCCCUUGCUUGAAAAGAGAAUCCGAAGAAUACAUAAGGCUUUGGACUCGGAUGAUGUCGAGCUUGUGAAACUUCUUUUAACGGAGUCUAAUAUAACCUUGGAUGAAGCAAAUGCUCUCCAUUAUGCUGCAGCUUACUGCGAUCCUAAGGUUGUGACCGAAGUGCUUGCUCUGGGCCUCGCUGAUGUUAACCUCCGGAAUGCUAGGGGUUAUACAGUGCUUCACAUUGCUGUGAUGCGCAAAGAGCCAUCAAUUAUUGUAUUGCUACUGACUAAAGGAGCUCGUGCAUCGGAGCUGACAUCAGAUGGUCAGAGUGCUGUUAGUAUUUGCAGGAGGUUGACGAGACCAAAGGAUUACCAUUCAAAAACAGAGCAGGGGCAAGAAGCAAACAAAGACCGAAUAUGCAUUGAUGUUCUAGAGAGGGAAAUGCGGCGGAAUCCAAUGGCUGGAGAUGCAUCUAUAUCUUCCCAAAUAAUGCCUGAUGAUCUGCACAUGGAGUUGCUGAACCUGGAGAACAGAGUGGCAUUGGCCCGAUUGUUUUUCCCUGCAGAAGCCAAGCUAGCCAUGGUCAUUGCCCAUGCGGAGACAUCUGAGUUUGCUGCGCCAUCAUCAUCGAAAGGCUCAAGUGGGAAUCUGAUGGAGGUUGAUUUAAACGAGACCCCCACCGUGCAGAACAAAAGACUUCAUUCCAGGUUGGAAGCCCUUAUGAAAACAGUCCGUUUGGGUAGAUGCUAUUUCCCUCAUUGCUCGGAAGUCCUGGAUAAGUUCAUUGCGGACGACCUCCCUGAUUUGUUUUACCUCGAGCCUGGCUCCUCCGACGAGCAGAAGGUAAAGAGGAGGCGUUUCAUGGAGCUCAAGGAGGAAGUACAAAAAGCAUUUGACAAGGACAAGGCCGAGUGUAACCUCUCCGGAUUGUCUUCAUCAUCCUCCACGACAUCUCCGGAAAAAAUUGGUGCAAAUCAGAAGGCUAGGGAACGGUGAAGGCGUGU
This is a messenger RNA of Pyrus x bretschneideri (Chinese white pear), 1769 nucleotides long. RefSeq names its product regulatory protein NPR3-like (gene NPR-1). Gene Ontology annotation, molecular function: protein binding. Gene Ontology annotation, biological process: regulation of jasmonic acid mediated signaling pathway; systemic acquired resistance, salicylic acid mediated signaling pathway; defense response to bacterium. Gene Ontology annotation, cellular component: nucleus. The record is from RefSeq and is marked predicted. Lineage: Eukaryota; Viridiplantae; Streptophyta; Magnoliopsida; Rosales; Rosaceae.